This is a messenger RNA of Exophiala viscosa, 1614 nucleotides long. RefSeq lists its product as uncharacterized. Lineage: Eukaryota; Fungi; Ascomycota; Eurotiomycetes; Chaetothyriales; Herpotrichiellaceae. The record is from RefSeq and is a predicted model, not a curated record. The transcript has 2 exons. Gene Ontology annotation, biological process: regulation of transcription by RNA polymerase II. Bases 188 to 1465 code for a protein of 425 amino acids. Gene Ontology annotation, molecular function: DNA-binding transcription activator activity, RNA polymerase II-specific; zinc ion binding.
CCCCAGGUACUCCGUACCUUGUACUUUAAACGUCUUCAACGUUGUACACCUGGCUAUCGAAGGAAUCUCAGCCACGCUCUCUUAUAAGAUGCUUUUCCACUGUUCGGCGCGACCCAGCAAGGAGGAUUCCGUACAGCGGGUACAGCUCCAAUCUCGCCAUAGCAUUUAGCCCACUGAAGCAGCCGUGAUGGCUCCUCGAAAAGCCCAUCAAAAGUCUAGGAGAGGAUGCGUGGAAUGUAAGCGUCGUCAUGUCAAGUGUGAUGAGACGCGCCCGACAUGUCAAAGAUGCACACUAUCAGAGAGACUGUGCACUUGGGAAGCCCUCCGAAACGUACAUGAGUCUCGAAGCGCUUCCUCCCAGGCUGCCUCCGAAACUCACGCUCAGUCACCCGCACAACCUCAGUCUCAAUCUCAGAUUGCCUCUCGUCCUCCUUCUCCAGUGACGCACGCUAUCUCGACCAGACCUCACAGUCCUAGUCAAAAUCACGGCGGCUCCUCUUCGGAUGUUCUCAUCACGGGUCCGAGCGACAUCUCAGUGAACAUGGAUCACUUGGAACUGAUCUACCACUUCUACACAGAGACGUGUCAAACUCUGGUCAAGACAGAGGACCAGUUGAGACGUUAUCGAGCACUCGUUGUCGAGCAAGGAUUGAAACGACCCUUCCUCAUGCAUCAGAUCUUGGCAUUUUCGGCCCUCCAUCUGAGUCUCCGUCGGCCGCAACGACAAGACUAUUACCGCGAGAUUGCCACCUCGUUACAGUCCAAGGCGCUAGCCGGCCUCAAUGAGAUCUUGCCACAAGUCGACGCUUCCAAUUGCCUGGACGUGUUGCUAUUUUCACACCUAAUAGGCCUCCAUGUUUUUCGGGAUAUCUUUACCUCGCUCAAGGAUGAUUUCAAUGCUUUUAUGGAAGCACUAGUAGGUUGCAUCAGACUACUGCAAGGUGUCAACGUGGUGAUUCGAUCAUGGAGGGACGUUCUCCGACGCACAGAAAUUGGAAGCCUUAUGGACGAGGCGGAGGAUGCCAGAAUGAUGCAGAAAGAUUCUCUUGGGGAAUGCCUGCCACUUCACGAUCUCGUGGAUAAAGCCGACCUUAGUCGACCUUCUAUCGAUGCCUGUCAAAAGGCUUUGAACAAGCUUCAGGAGUUUUUCGACAUUGAAAACGCCUAUCCAGAGGAUCGAACUUCAUCUGCCAAUGCCAUAUUCGGCUGGUUGGUUACAGCGUCGACCAAGUACACUGAGCUUCUGGCUCAAAACCGACAAGAGGCUCUGGUACUACUCGCAUACUACGCCGUACUUCUGCACCGACGCCGGGAAUCCUGGGUAGUUGGUAAUGCUGGCCGACGCUUGUUCAAAGCUCUCACUACGCAUCUAGGUAGUGGAUGGGAACCAUUUCUUGCGUGGCCUCGGUCAGUCUUCCAUGAAGACGAAGAUUUGGGACCAACUCCUGUCUUCACCAGCUCAUAGGAACGUCAAUGUAAAGACACACAAAACCACACCCUGCAAUCACACAAUUGUGGUUCUGAAUUACUCGUUGUUUUGACGAGAUCUCCCGGGAAGGAAUCGAGCAUCAACAAUCGUAGGUACUCGCGCUUCCACAGAGGGCGAGAUCCUUA